GGAAUCACGUGACUAUAGCGGUGAGCUGUGCGCAUGCUCUGUGAACUGUACUUCCUGUCAAGAUGGCGCUGGGUAGUGGAUGUGCACGGCUCUGGAGGGCAUGCAGUUUGUUGUCACCUCGUCUGCCCCUCUUGUUCCCAGCUGCACUCCGGGCACAGAGCUCUGUCACCGGCCCCUUGGUACCCCGUACCUCCCUAACGCAGCCGCCGUGGUCGGACCAGCCGAGCCCGGUGUCUGCUGAGGAGGAACGGAUUCGACACGCCGCCGUGGUGGGCACCGUGAACCGGCUCGUCGCACAGCAGAACUUCGGCCGCCUGUUCGCCGUGGUGCACUUCGCGGGCCGCCAGUGGAAAGUCACCGACGAAGACCUGAUCCUGGUUGAGAACCACAUCGAGGCGGAGUGCGGUGACCGGAUCCGGAUGGAGAAGGUGCUGCUGAUCGGGGCGCAGGAUUUCACCCUGGUCGGGAGGCCUCUGCUGGGCAAGGACCUUGUCAGGGUCGAAGCUACCGUGAUCGAAAAGACUGAGUCCUGGCCUAAAGUCCAUAUGCGGUUCAGGAAGAGACACCGAUACCAGAGAAAGAAGAUCAUCAUUCAGCCUCAGACGGUUUUGAGGAUCAACAGGAUCGAGCUGGCCCCUGCACUCUCAUGAUGGUGAUGGAGACCACACAGACAUGGAGUUAAUGAGACCCAGAUGACCACAGACACACUGAAACAACGUGUGGACGUAAAUGAACCUGGUCAUGGUUGUGUUUGUGGUCAGUACUGCUUUAACAAAGCAGCCAACCAAAACUCUGGACUCCUGUGACUGUCCAGUGGGUUUUCUUCUGUACAUAAAUUUCCCCUUUCUGCAGAGAUUUGACUGAAUUACAAUAAAUGUGUUGGUUUUCUCGAAAGGUGA
Molecule: messenger RNA, 899 nt
Organism: Sphaeramia orbicularis (orbiculate cardinalfish)
Lineage: Eukaryota; Metazoa; Chordata; Actinopteri; Kurtiformes; Apogonidae
Gene: mrpl21
Product: mitochondrial ribosomal protein L21
Exons: 1
Coding region: 63-650 (195 amino acids)
Biological process (GO): translation
Cellular component (GO): mitochondrial large ribosomal subunit; ribosome
Molecular function (GO): structural constituent of ribosome; RNA binding
Source: RefSeq, a predicted model, not a curated record